UUUUUCAAAGACACUCUAGAUCUAGCAAAUCAAUAGUUUUUGACCGGUUACAAAAUUUCUCGCUUUACUUUCUAAAAAAAACUUUAAAAGUUGUUUCAAAGCUUAUUCCCUGCUAAAUUAUGAAGACCAACAAAAACACCAUGUUAAAGAACCCAAAAAUUGUCAAGACAUCUCCCUCAACAGUGAAGACCGCCCCGACUGGCAAGGCAGCUGCCAAGAGCUUUGACGUGGCCCAAGUGUGCAGUGUGGACCUGGCGAGCGAUGGCGGAGUCCGGCUUCCGCCUCUAACGCUCGAGAGUCGGGUGGAGCCAGAAGACUUGGUGGAUGCCCGCUUUCGGCUGGUGGAGGCGAGGUCCAAGACAGUGGUGCUCACCGAUCGGCAGUUCGAUGUUCACUUGAAGAGGCUGGUGAAGGUCUUCAUGUCCGAGGUAUCCAUUACCAGGGACAUGCGCGUACUUAACUCGAAGAGGUCGCUUCAGCCAGCCGACCGGCUGCUGUUGCAGGAUCUGGAGAUACUCAAAGGCAAAUUCAAGGAGGAGCGAUCAAAUCUGGUGGUGACACUCAGCAUGGAUAGCAGAAACAGAUCCAAGCAAAACUCUACCAAAGAAGCCAACACCCAGAGCCAAGAUAAGCAUGAAAAACCCUCUGGUUCCGCUGAUGCUGCGAUACCAUCUACUAGUAAGACGUCCAAGCUUCGCAAGUGUUCAGUUCCAUCAAGGAAACAAGGAGGAGCCCAACCAAAAGUACCAUCCAAUCCUCCAUCCAAUCUGGUGAAGACACUUAGCAUGGGCAGCAGACACAGAUCCCAAAAAAGUUCUACCACAGGAAUCCAGCCUGAAGCCAAGAACCAGGACCAAAAUGAAGAAGAACCUUCUGAUUACUUUGAUGUUGUGACACCAUCUACUAGUAUGACGACAAGAAAACAAGGAGGAGCUCAAGCAAAAAUCACUUCCAAUCCUCCAAUCAUUUGCAAAAAUAUCGUAGCACCCGAAGAGCUGUCUAUUAAGCUAAUGGAAAAACUCAAGCAGAGGUUUGCCAAAACAACUGACAGUCCUAAAAUUAAAGUUCCGCUAUCCGCUCAAGAAAAAGAACCAGUAAAUGAAUCAAAAAUUUAUCUAACUAACGCUUUAUCUGUAGCCGCUCCUGUAGCUGCUCCUGUAGCUGCUCCUGUAGCCGCCCGAGUAACCUCUUCAGUAUCCUCCACAGCCAAGAUCAAGGCUAAGGCCAAGACUAAGGAACUCUCAGAAAGUUUAUCUGAUAUAUUCUAUGACUUUCCUAUAGCAAUCUAUUAAGUCUACACUCCCCGUCAUCUUCUUUAAAUAUUGGUUACAAAGAAAGUCUUACGUUCCAGUUUAAGUAAUGAAUGUUUUCCCUCUUUGUAAUCAAUCUUUGAUUAAAGAAAAUAAAUUGUUAAAGUUUAUGAUCUGAA
This is a messenger RNA of Drosophila miranda, 1429 nucleotides long. RefSeq lists its product as uncharacterized. The record is from RefSeq and is a predicted model, not a curated record. Lineage: Eukaryota; Metazoa; Arthropoda; Insecta; Diptera; Drosophilidae. The coding region runs from base 120 to 1292 and encodes 390 amino acids. The transcript has a single exon.